Molecule: messenger RNA, 1527 nt
Organism: Myotis brandtii (Brandt's bat)
Lineage: Eukaryota; Metazoa; Chordata; Mammalia; Chiroptera; Vespertilionidae
Gene: CKM
Product: creatine kinase, muscle
Exons: 8
Coding region: 139-1284 (381 amino acids)
Biological process (GO): phosphocreatine biosynthetic process
Molecular function (GO): creatine kinase activity
Source: RefSeq, a predicted model, not a curated record
CCCCUCCCAGCCAAUGGCACGGCCCAGGCCCCACCUAUAUAAGGCCAGGGCUGCAGGCGCCUCCUCCGGGUCAGUGUUGCGCCCAGGACACAGACAGCCCUUUCAGCACAGCCCAGACAGGCCCCCCACGCCGCCGCCAUGCCGUUCGGGAACACCCACAACAAGUACAAGCUGAACUACAAGCCGGAGGAGGAGUACCCGGACCUCAGCAAGCACAACAACCACAUGGCCAAGGUGCUGACCCCUGACCUCUACAAGAAGCUGCGAGACAAGGAGACUCCUUCUGGCUUCACUCUGGACGAUGUCAUCCAGACGGGUGUGGACAACCCAGGUCACCCCUUCAUCAUGACCGUGGGCUGUGUGGCCGGCGAUGAGGAGUCCUACGUGGUGUUCAAGGACCUCUUCGACCCCAUCAUCCAGGACCGGCACGGGGGCUACAAGCCCACCGACAAGCACAAGACCGACCUCAACCAUGAGAACCUCAAGGGUGGAGACGACCUGGACCCCAACUACGUGCUCAGCAGCCGCGUGCGCACGGGCCGCAGCAUCAAGGGCUACACGCUGCCCCCCCACUGCUCCCGCGGCGAGCGCCGGGCUGUGGAGAAGCUCUCCGUGGAAGCCCUCAACAGCCUGACGGGCGAGUUCAAGGGGAAGUACUACCCUCUGAAGAGCAUGACAGAGCAGGAGCAGCAGCAGCUCAUCGACGACCACUUCCUGUUCGACAAGCCCGUGUCCCCACUGCUGCUGGCUUCAGGCAUGGCCCGCGACUGGCCCGACGCCCGUGGCAUCUGGCACAACGACAACAAGAGCUUCCUGGUGUGGGUGAACGAGGAGGAUCACCUCCGAGUCAUCUCCAUGGAGAAGGGGGGCAACAUGAAGGAGGUUUUCCGCCGCUUCUGCGUGGGGCUGCAGAAGAUUGAGGAGAUCUUCAAGAAAGCCGGCCACCCCUUCAUGUGGAACGAACACCUGGGCUACGUGCUCACCUGCCCCUCCAACCUGGGCACCGGGCUGCGCGGAGGCGUGCACGUGAAGCUGGCACACCUGAGCAAGCACCCCAAGUUCGAGGAGAUCCUCAGCCGCCUGCGCCUGCAGAAGCGGGGCACAGGUGGCGUGGACACAGCUGCCGUGGGCUCCGUGUUCGACGUGUCCAACGCCGAUCGGCUGGGCUCGUCCGAGGUAGAACAGGUGCAGCUGGUGGUGGACGGUGUGAAGCUCAUGGUGGAGAUGGAGAAGAAGCUGGAAAAGGGCCAGUCCAUCGACGACAUGAUCCCCGCCCAGAAGUAGGCGCCCAGCCCGCCCGCCGCCGCCCGCGGCCGGCCUGCAAUGGCUUGGUCACCGAGGGGCCCCACCCAACCCUUCUCGGAGUUCCUCUUCCAACCAGAGUUCCAACCAAUGGGCUCUCCUCUGGGUUCCGGCCAAUGAAAAACCUCUACUUUUCCCGAGCUCUGCAAUGGGGAGCGUCCUCCACACGUGGCGCUCAUGCUUUUCUCCACUCAAAGCAACAAAUAAAAGCAAUGGUGGCCUUAA